Gaeumannomyces tritici R3-111a-1 is the source of this 1997-nucleotide messenger RNA. RefSeq lists its product as hypothetical. Gene Ontology annotation, molecular function: oxidoreductase activity, acting on NAD(P)H. The coding region runs from base 226 to 1257 and encodes 343 amino acids. The transcript is spliced from 3 exons. NCBI's taxonomy places the organism in Eukaryota, Fungi, Ascomycota, Sordariomycetes, Magnaporthales, Magnaporthaceae. The record is from RefSeq and is a predicted model, not a curated record.
GACCAACCCAGUAUGAAGCCCCGCGCGGGAUCGGAUGGUUUUCGGCACCCCGAAACCCCGCCAGCGUCAAAGGCUGACAUCAUCCAAGGCCCGGCAUGCUGGCGAGCGGAGACGGGUGGAUGGAACUAUAAAUACGUCUGUCUCCUGAUGAAGUCGACCUUGAGCAGGCAGAGACAGGGCAGACAACCCAGACAACCAACAACAGACAGCACCGCUUAGGACAAAAUGAAGGAAGCAUUCGUGACUCAAGGCCCCACGGUCGAGAUCGUCGACUCGCCAAUCCCCGAGCCUAACGAUGACCAGCUGCUCAUCAAGGUGGUGGUGAGCGGGUCGAACCCCAAGGAUUGGAAGCUGCCGCAGUGGCGGCCCGACACGCGGAUCAACCAGGGCGACGACAUAGCAGGCGAGGUGGUCAAGGUGGGCAAGAACGUGUUCGAGUUCAAGCCGGGCGACCGCGUGGCCGCCUUGCACGAGAUGACCAAGCCUGGCGGCAGCUUUGCCGAGUAUGCUAUUGCGUGGCAGCACACGACUUUCCAUAUCCCCGAGGCGAUCAGCUUUGAAGAGGCUGCAACCAUCCCUCUCGCAGCAGCCACGGCGGCCGUCGGGCUGUACCGUCAUCUGGGGCUCCCGGAGCCGUGGGCGCCGGCCAAGGAGCCGAUUCCGUUGGUCAUCUACGGAGGCGGCACGGCGGUCGGGGCCUUUGCGAUCCAGCUGGCGAGGCGCAGUAACAUCCACCCGCUGAUCGUGGUGGCGGGAAAGUCAGGCGAGUUUGUGCGGCCGCUACUGGACGAGUCCAAGGGCGACGUGCUGGUCGACUACCGGGGCGGGGCGGACGCGGUGGUGGAGGGCAUCAAGGCGGCAGCCAAGGGCGCGUCACUAAAGCAUGCGUAUGACGCCGUGUCGGAAGCGCCAACGCCGCACACCCUCGGACGAGUGCUGGAGGACGGUGGGCUUCUGACGACGGUGCUGCCGGUCAACAAGCCCGAGGAGGAGAUACCACCACACGUCAAGUGGGUCAUGACCAUGGUCGGCGAGGUGCACGAUGAGGACGCGGAAAAGAGGGAUUUUGCGUUCGUGGCGCUGCGGUACCUGGCCAAGGGACUGGCUGAGGGCUGGCUCAAGCCGCAUCCGCACAGGGUGGUGGCGGGAGGACUGGGUGGGGUGCAGGAGGCGUUGGAGCAGCUGAUGGGGGGAAGAGUGAGCGCCUUCAAGUUUGUGUUCCGAAUUGGCGAGACCGAGGGGGCGGGCAAGGACUGAGGCAAGGGGUGAUACCUAGGCAAGGCGAGGCGAGGCGGAACGCUCAGGUCAGGGCCAGGGUGUCUGGACGGCGGACUGGUUACCGGCUGGAGACUGGCUGCUGGAUUUGGACUAGAGCAGCACUGGCAGCGGGGAUCUCCGGUGUGGCUUCUGGGUUUUAUUGCUGGACUUGGGAGAUCAAUUGAUGUUGAUGGCUUGGAAGUGGUUUAUGCUUGAUCUGGGCGGGUCCAAUAGGGCCCGUGCACGUGGAGCACGGCCAUGGCGACGCCGUUCAGCGCUGGAGAGAUACAGGCGUUAAAGCCGGCGGCGGCGGACCCGGUUUUAAGCGUCGGUGCAAAGUGGUGCGUCUGUGGCUGCCAUUGGCUUUGGUCAGUCGAAUUGGGGGAAGAUCAAUGAUGCGACACAGUGCCUGAGGUGAAAUAUUUGCUGAUCGCUACCCAGACUGUCAUCGACGAUGGGAACAGGGGCUCCGGACAGGCUCUGAAGAAGCACAUGGGUGCAAAACGCAGCAGCCUGGACCUGCAGCCGCACAGUGCGCACCAAUCACGCGCUCCACCUCGAUCCACUCACUAACAGAUGCUGCACCCCUGAGAGGAGCGGGCCUGGAACGGCCUGUGAGGAACCCUGCCGCCAUCCUCGUCCCAGCAGCCUGGCUGGCCAUUGAACCCGCGACUUUGGGUCCGCUCCUGUUCUCUCUUGCAGUAUCGACGGCAAGCCCCGUUUGACGGACCACCUUGUCU